AUGACUUCACCUAACGCACAAGCUAAGGAGGCAAGUCAUUGCAUUCUUCUAUUAAAGAAUGCAUUGUUUAAAAAUGAUAUCCGGUCGAAAGAGUAUGUAUUUCAAAAACCAAUUGAGAGUUUUAAAAUCUUUAGACCAUCUAUUAGUUCUAGAAAAGCUUACUGGGCCAUACUUGGACCAAAAAAAAGUGUUUUUUUAAAAGUAGUAGCAAACAGAUAUAUUGCUGUACCUCCUUUAUCGAGAACAUACCCUUUGUUCUCUCAAACGUUUAAUUACAACAAGAUUCAAUUUCUUAAUUUUAAAGAAGAUUCAGGUUUACCCAGGAUCCAUAUGUCAGCUCGUUAUGAAUCGUUAGCACAACAGGACGAAGAAGGAUUGUCAGAAAAUGUGAACUCUACUAUCAACUACAUAACAGGAGCAAACAACUAUAAUAGUAACAAUUCUCAAUCAGAUGAAUUGUAUAUCCACGAUCUACUUGAACUCUUUAAUUUGAAGCCUUUGAAGAAUAAGUGGAUAACUGUCUUGAGUAAUGGGCAAUUACGGAGGGCACGUAUAGCAAAAGCAUUGGCUAAACGGCCUGAACUUUUAAUUAUUGAUGAUCCCUUUCUCGGGUUAGACCCGGAGGCAACAAAGCUAGUAUCAAAUUCUUUGGAGAAGGUGGGCAACAGGUUGAAUAUUGCGAUUGUUCUCGGUAUAAGAAUUCAAGACACUAUCCCUGAUUGGGUCAAUAGUGUUGGCUAUAUUGAUAAUGAAGGAACGUUUAUUGCUGGAGAAAAAAGAGAAGUCGUACCUCUUAUAAAGAGUGAGAUGCGGUCACUAAUUGAAUUGCAUCAAAAUCACCAAAGAGAGGCUAUUUCAAAUGAUUAUGAAGAAAUAUCUGCUAAGUCACUUGAAUCUUCAAACCUGCACAUUGAAUUCUCCAAUGCAUCAGUUGUUUACAAGAACACUCCAAUUUUAAAAGAUUUCAGUUGGUUCAUUCCGAAAGGGUCCAAGUGGCGUAUCUUUGGAGCCAAUGGGACUGGAAAAACCACGUUAUUAUCUUUAAUAACUGCGGACCACCCACAAUCUUGGCGUUCAGUGUUGUCUGUAGAUGGCAAGGUGAGGAAAACAGGUAAUGGAAGCUCAUUUUUUGAGGUGAACAAUAAAAUUGGUAUUUCUUCACCAGAAUUACACGCAUUGGUUCCUGGAAGCAAGACAAUGAAGGAAGUUAUUUUUUCUGGACUUAAGAAGGAUGUCGGUAAUGCAAAUUUUAUGUUUUCCGUUCCAGAAAGUAGUAUUGAUGACUUUGCUAGAAACAUCUUGCUGCUAUUCAAGGAUAGAAUUGAAAGGUAUGGUAACACAAAUUUUGCGGAACUACCUAUAUCUGAGCAAAAGCUAUGUUUAUUUUUAAGAGCUGUUAUAAAGAAUCCCGAAGUUUUGAUUUUAGAUGAAGCGUUUUCUUGCAUGGACGAUGAAGAGCUUUUAAUUAGGUGCCACAAACUUUUAGAAAGAGAAUUGCAAAAUUCGACUGUGUUGGCAAUUGGUCAUAUAGAUUGGGAACUACCUAAGUGCGACUACAUGCUCAAGUUGCAUGGUGACAAAGACCGAUCCUACAGCACAUUUAAGUACAGAUGA
Priceomyces carsonii is the source of this 1614-nucleotide messenger RNA. It is a transcript of the gene MODF, whose product is annotated as Modfp. Gene Ontology annotation, molecular function: ATP hydrolysis activity; ATP binding. Gene Ontology annotation, cellular component: mitochondrion. NCBI's taxonomy places the organism in Eukaryota, Fungi, Ascomycota, Pichiomycetes, Serinales, Debaryomycetaceae. The transcript has a single exon. The coding region runs from base 1 to 1614 and encodes 537 amino acids. The record is from RefSeq and is a predicted model, not a curated record.